Rhinolophus ferrumequinum (greater horseshoe bat) is the source of this 1001-nucleotide messenger RNA. RefSeq names its product CDC42 small effector protein 1-like. Gene Ontology annotation, molecular function: small GTPase binding. The coding region runs from base 112 to 351 and encodes 79 amino acids. Gene Ontology annotation, biological process: regulation of Rho protein signal transduction. The transcript has a single exon. Gene Ontology annotation, cellular component: plasma membrane. Lineage: Eukaryota; Metazoa; Chordata; Mammalia; Chiroptera; Rhinolophidae. The record is from RefSeq and is a predicted model, not a curated record.
CCCAGGGUGUUGUUAACACCUGAACGGAGUGCGCAGUGGACGGUCAGGGCGCCAGAGCAGGAGCCCUCUGGAGCCUCGGGUAGGGGAGUGAAACUGGAACCGUCGGGGAACAUGAGUGAAUUUUGGCACAAACUGGGCUGCUGUGUGGUAGAGAAACCCCAGCCGAAGAAGAAGAGGCGACGGAUCGACCGGACAAUGAUUGGGGAACCAAUGAAUUUUGUCCACCUGACUCACAUUGGCUCUGGGGAGAUGGGGGCUGGAGACGGAUUUGCCAUGACAGGCGCGGUGCAGGAGCAGAUGAGAUCCAAGGGAAACCGAGACAGACCAUGGAGCAAUUCCAGGGGCUUGUAGCUCCAACAGGAAUGGUUCUGCUGUCCGAAGCUUCCCUCUGUCCAGCCCAGAAGAGAUGCUGCCCCCUCCAGAUCCCUCCUAGAACCAGUGCCCCCAGGGCCCCCUUUUCCCCCCUCUGCCUCAUAGUGCCUCGGAAGGCUUGGGGGCUGGCCUCCCUCCACUCCCUCUGGCUGUAGCCCCUCCUGGAGAUGGGGUCAAAGCAGCAGGACUGACCAAGUGACUACUCGUUGGCCAGAGGAGCGCAGCUGAAGCCCUGGACGCUCUCAGAUCUGAAACGGGAGUUUCUGGGAACCUGGAAAGAGUUCCCUUCUCCUGAAUGACGGUCUACGGGCCACCUGUUUUUAAACUCUGAACCUGGAGCUCCUUAAGUGGCAGAUGGGUGAGGUUACCAGAGCUGAAGCUGGCUUUGCCGAGCAGCUCCUACCUCCCUGCCCUCGCCUCCUCCCUCUCGCGAUGAACUGACGCAGACGUCAAGCAGGGGCUGGGAGGGUGACCACUGCCUGGGCUACUCUCUCUUCAUCUCAGACCUUAAGCUCACCGCUCGUCAGUACCUCUCUACCAGAUCCAGCGUCUUUCUCUAGUUAGGCCCCUGUCCCUGUUUCGUAGCAUUGCUAGCUCCUCGGCACCUUUCCCUCUUUUUUAAAUUAAUU